Platichthys flesus (European flounder) is the source of this 7203-nucleotide messenger RNA. RefSeq names its product protein tyrosine phosphatase receptor type K (gene ptprk). Lineage: Eukaryota; Metazoa; Chordata; Actinopteri; Pleuronectiformes; Pleuronectidae. The transcript is spliced from 42 exons. Gene Ontology annotation, biological process: protein dephosphorylation. Gene Ontology annotation, cellular component: membrane. Gene Ontology annotation, molecular function: protein binding; protein tyrosine phosphatase activity. The coding region runs from base 32 to 4543 and encodes 1503 amino acids. The record is from RefSeq and is a predicted model, not a curated record.
ACUGUCACGGACUCGGGCCACGUUUGAAAACAUGGAUACACUUUCCCGUGAACGUCUGGGACUUGUUCUUCUUCUGGUCCUUCACCUCUCCACGGUGUCCACGCAGAUGCCGACAGCUCACAUGGGGCGCGCUGAGAAGGGAAGUUGCACAUUCGAUGAGGGCUUCACUCAGUGUGAUUACCAGCAAGAUCCCUACGAUGACUUCGACUGGACACACAUCAACACCCAGGAUGUGCCCUACGUGUCACCGCACCUGCCACAUGGUUCCUUCAUGUACGUGGACGUCUCUCAGUACGACGUGGGCGAAAAGGCCCGAUUCCAGCUGCCGGUCAUGAAGGAGAACGACACCCACUGCAUCGACUUCAACUAUCUGCUCAGCAGCCCUGACGGCUCCAGCCCUGGCACCCUGAACGUUCUGGUGAAGGUGAACAAGGGUCCUUUGGCCAACCCCAUAUGGAACGUGACGUCCUACACCGGUAAAGACUGGCUGAGGGCUGAACUGGCUGUUUCCACCUUUUGGCCAAAUGAAUAUCAGGUCAUAUUUGAGGCGGAGGUGUCGGACAGCAAAGCCGGCUUCAUCGCCAUCGAUGACAUCCAGGUGCUCAGCUACCCGUGCGAUAAAUCCCCUCAUUUUCUGCGUCUCGGGGACGUGGAGGUGAACGCCGGACAGAACGCCACUUUCCAGUGUAUCGCCACGGGACGAGAGACGUCCAACAACAAGCUCUGGCUGCAGAGGAGAAACGGAGAAGAUAUUCCCGUGGCUCUGACCAAGAACAUCAACCACCGACGCUUUGCCGCCUCCUUCCACCUGAAGGAGGUCACCGGUCAGGACCAGGACUUGUACCGCUGCGUCACCCAAUCGGAGCGCGGCUCAGGGGUGUCCAACUUCGCAGGGCUCAUCGUCAGAGAGCCUCCGCACCCCAUCGCCCCCCCUCAGCUGCUGGGCGUCGGCCCGACCUACCUCCUGAUUCAACUCAACGCCAACUCCAUAUUUGGAGAUGGACCUAUUAUCCUGAAAGAGGUCGAGUACCGUAUGACAUCCGGCAGCUGGAUCGAGACUCACGCCGUCAACUCUCCCAACUACAAGCUGUGGCAUCUGGACCCGGACACGGAGUACGAGAUCCGAGUGUUGCUGACCCGACCGGGAGAGGGAGGGACGGGCAAAUCGGGACCACCGCUCAUCACCAGGACCAAAUGUGCAGAACCCAUGAGAACCCCCAAGAAGCUGAAGAUCGCAGAGACCAGGUCCCGUAUGAUCGCCGUGGACUGGGAGUCACUGGGCUACAACAUCACCCGCUGUCACACCUUCAACGUCACCAUCUGUUACCAUUACAUGACGUCCAGCAACCGCAGCAAGGCCGACUGCCUGGACAUGGACCCUAAAGCACCACGCCACCUGGUGGGAAACCUGCCGCCCUACACCAACGUCAGCCUGAAGAUGAUCCUCACCAAUCCAGAGGGACGGAAAGAGAGCGACGAGACCGUCAUUCAAACUGAUGAAGAUGUUCCAGGUGCAGUUCCCAGUCAGUCGCUGAAGGCCACUCCAUAUGAAGACAGAAUUCUGCUCUACUGGAAGGAGCCGACUGAACCCAAUGGAAUCAUCAUACAAUACGAGAUCAGCUACAUCAGCAUCCGUUCCUUCGACCCCUCGGUGCCUCUGCAGCGGCCGGGUCUCACGGCGUCUCUGCCCUCCAACGCCACCAACCACCUGUUCCCCCAGCUCCACCCGGGCGUCACGUACCAUCUCUCUAUACGAGCGUCCACCUCCAAAGGAUUCGGUCCCGCAACCACGCUCAACGUGACCACCAACAUCUCAGCCCCGACAAUAGACGAGUACGACGGGUCGGAGGCUUUUCUGAAUGAAACUGCCACAACCAUCACUGUCCUGCUCAAACCUGCGCAGGCCAAGGGAGCUCCUAUAAGUGCGUACCAGAUUGUGGUGGAGGAGGUGAAUCCUCAGCGGACUCGACGCCAAGCUUCCUCCGACUGUUACGAGGUCCCAGUGUCCUACCACAGUGCGUCCAGUGGUGGAUCUCCGUAUUAUUAUGCCGCCCAGCUUUCCCCCAGCAGCCUGCCUGAGCCGCUCCCCUUCACUGUGGGCGACAACAAGACGUAUCAGGGUUUCUGGAAUCCUCCGCUGGCUCCGAGGAAGAACUACAACAUCUACUUUCAGGCCGUUAGCAGCACAGAGCGGGAAACUAAAACCCAGUGUCUGAGGCUGGCGACUAAAGGUGCCACCGAGGAGCCGGAAGUCAUCCCCGACCCGGCUAAACAGACGGACCGGGUGGUAAAGAUCGCUGGGAUCAGUGCGGGGGUUCUCGUCUUUAUUCUGCUGGUGUUGGUAGCCAUCCUAUUGGUCAAGAAAAGGAGGACCUACUAUUCAUACUCUUAUUACCUGAAACUGGCCAAAAAACGUAAGGACGCCAUCGGAACCACACGGCAGGAAAUGACGCACAUGGUGAACGCCAUGGAUCGCAGCUACGCCGACCAGAGCACUCUGCACGGAGAAGACCCGAUGGCCGUCACGUUCAUGGACUCGCACAACUACAACAACAGAUUGCCCAACGACCCUCUGGUUCCUACCGCUGUGUUAGUUCCGAUCACAGAUGAGAACCACAGCGCCUCGGCAGCGGAGAACAGCCGGCUCCUGGAUGUUCCUCGGUAUCACUGCGAAGGCACCGAGUCUCCUUAUCAGACGGGGCAGCUCCACCCGGCCAUCAGAGUGGCCGACCUCCUGCAGCACAUCAACCUGAUGAAAACCUCCGACAGCUACGGCUUUAAGGAGGAGUAUGAAAGCUUCUUCGAGGGCCAGUCGGCCUCCUGGGACGUCGCCAAGAAGGAGCAGAACCGCACCAAGAACCGCUACGGGAACAUAAUAGCAUAUGACCACUCGAGGGUUAUUCUUCAGCCCAUCGAAGACGACCCCUCCUCCGACUACAUCAACGCCAACUACAUCGAUGUAAGUGGAAACGCAUCGAAUGCUACUAUUGGCUCCCAACGAAACCAACGAAACCACACCCCCUCGCUCAUUUGGCUGUACAGGGAUGGCUACCAGAGGCCAAGUCACUACAUCGCUACUCAAGGUCCUGUUCAUGAGACUGUGUACGACUUCUGGAGGAUGGUGUGGCAGGAGCAGUCCGCCUGCAUCGUAAUGGUGACCAACCUGGUGGAGGUGGGAAGGGUCAAGUGCUAUAAGUAUUGGCCCGAUGAUGCCGAGGUGUUCGGAGACUUCAAGGUGACGUUUGUGGAGGUGGAGCCUCUCGCUGAGUAUGUGGUUCGCACCUUUACACUGGAGAGGCGUGGGUUCAAUGAGGUCCGUGAAGUCAAGCAGUUCCACUUCACAGGCUGGCCUGAUCACGGAGUUCCAUAUCACGCCACGGGACUACUUUCCUUCAUCCGCAGGGUUAAGAUCUCCAACCCACCAUCUGCUGGUCCGAUUGUGGUCCACUGCAGUGCUGGAGCAGGGCGGACCGGCUGCUUCAUAGUCAUUGACAUCAUGUUGGACAUGGCGGAGAGAGAGGGCGUGGUCGACAUCUACAACUGUGUGAAGGCUCUUCGCUCCCGGAGGAUCAACAUGGUACAGACUGAGGAGCAGUACAUAUUCAUCCAUGACGCCAUACUAGAGGCGUGUCUAUGUGGAGAAACAGCCAUCCCAGUGUGCGAGUUCAAAGCUGCUUUUUAUGAGCUGAUCCGGAUCGACUCCCAGACCAACUCGUCACACAUAAAGGACGAGUUCCAGACUCUGAACUCGGUGACUCCGCAGCCGCAGCCCGAAGACUGCAGCAUCGCGUUGUUGCCUAGAAACCAAGACAAGAACCGCUUCAUGGACGGCCUCCCCCCCGACCGGUGCCUCCCCUUCCUCAUCACGAUAGACGGAGAGAGCAGCAACUACAUCAACGCCGCGCUCAUGGAUCUGUCAGAAGAGUUCCAGAGCUACCGGCAGCCGGCUGCGUUCAUCGUUACCCAGCAUCCUCUGCCCAACACCGUCAAGGACUUCUGGCGUCUGGUCUACGACUAUGGAUGUACCAGUCUGGUGAUGCUGAACGAGAUCGACCUGGCUCAGGGUUGUCCUCAGUACUGGCCUGAGGAGGGCAUGCUGCGCUACGGCCCCGUCCAGGUGGAGUGUAUGUCCUGCUCCAUGGACUGUGACAUCAUCAGUCGCCUCUUCAGAGUCUGCAACCUCACCAGGCCUCAGGAAGGCUACCUGAUGGUCCGUCAGUUCCAGUACCUGGGGUGGGCGGGGCACAGAGAAGUCCCCGCCUCCAAGCGCUCCUUCCUGAAACUGAUCCUGCAGGUGGACCAGUGGCAGCGCGAGGGGGAGGAGGGGGAGGGAAGGACCAUCGUGCACUGCCUAAACGGAGGCGGGCGCAGCGGCGUGUUCUGUGCCAGCAGCAUCGUGUGUGAGAUGGCCAAGAGGCAGAGCGUGGUGGACGUCUUCCACGCCGUGAAGACGCUGAGGAACAGCAAGCCCAACAUGGUGGACACGCCGGAACAGUAUCGGUUCAGCUACGACCUGGCGCUGGAGUUCAUGGAGUCGUCCUAAAUGAGAGAGAGAUGAGGAGGAGGAGGAGGAGGAGGAGGAGGAGGAGGAGAGCGAGAGAACAUCCUAUCAUCUCCCUCGUCUUUGAUCCCCCAUCCUCCCUCCCUUUCUCUCUCUCUCUCUCUCUGUUCUGUUCCAUCCAUCCUACACACGGCAGAAGAGAAACCGGCUCCUUGUCCAGUGUUGGUAAACAAAGGGAAACAGGAGGAGCAGCAGCAGCGGAGGAGGAGGAGGUGACCUCCCUCCUUUUUACUCCUUCAUGCUUAGUGUACAGCUUUUUUGAGUGCCAGCGGGGCCCCUGUAUGUUCGGGGCUCCAUUUAAAUGUUAAGCGUUUCACCACGACUGCCCCCCCCCAACCCCACCCCUCCUCGCAUGGACUCGAAGCCUCAUGCCGUUUCAGCUGCAGUACUCCUUUUGUCCUGUAGACUUCUCCCCCGUCUCCCCCCCCCGUGCAAGAGGCCUCCACAGCUUGUCGAAAUAACUGAAACUUUCCAGCGGCUGAUUUCGGCCAAAUUUCAAGUUUUUUGUUUUCUGCUCCUUUCAGCCGCAGCUUCAUCGUCCGCUCGUGUUACGUUUCUGCUCCGAAUAUUAAUAUGUGUUUGAGUAUUUAACAGCCACUUUGUACCCAUUAUACUUUGGUUACACGCAGAUACACAGUAAAAGAGACAAAUAUUAUAUACUUUUGCCUUUUUAGAUAAAGAAGAAACGAGACUGUCGACAGAUCAAAAAACAACAGGUUUACAUGAGUAUUAGGCUGUUAGAGUGUUUUAUUUUAUUUUACAAUAUCAUGAAGUGGCAACUUGAAAAAUGUAGGAUCUUCACAAAAAUGUAUAAAAAAGAAAGUGUGAUAUGUACCAUCGGUUUCUGUUGAUUGCUUUUUUAUGUUAUCAUUUAUGGAUCUACUGGAUGGAAGCGUCCAUGUCGUCUUUGUUCCCCCAGAAAAUGUCCGAAUCAGAAAACUUGAGAUUGAUCAUGUUUGCUUCAGGGCUGGGCCCAAUGCACUUUCAAUUCAGCCAAUUCACAAAUGGGAUCAUUUUUUCAGAAACGCAAACAUAAAUAUGAGAAACGUGAAACUGAGGAUUAAUUUUCCAUUUAUGGUUUGAAGAGAAUUAGAAGUGACCCCAGGCUUCAUUCAUUUUGUGCACUGGUGGCCAACACGUAGUAUUUUUUCUCGUUAUGUUUUACUUUGCAGCUGAUGUUUAUUCAUAAGCCAAAGACUUUGUGUAAAUAUGUCUAUAUGGAUAAAGCACAUUGUUUGUAUUUAUUGUUUGUUUACCUGCAUUGCUUGUAAGAACAAUCAUUCUUCAUUCCAUGUUUACUCUACCAGCAGCGUUUCUUAAACCCGAGGGUCACGACCCAAACUGGGCUGCGAGUCUGUCUCCUCCGGCGCCUAACUGGGAUUUCACGGUUCCCAGAGGUUCGAGGCGACUUCCGCUCAAUUUGCGUCCGUGAAGAAGAGUUUAAGAGCCGCUGAUCGAAGCUGUAUAUUCAAGCAUAGAAGUAGUUUUUCAGUAUUUAGGUGGAGUUCAGUAGUAUUGUCUUAUUGAAUCUCUGUGACGUUAACGUGGUUUCUUUGUGUAAAAAGCCCAUCGCUCUGUUCGUGGUCAGUAGAACAUCAAGAGUGUUUUGGAUAACAGCUGCGCUCCCCUCUGAACGUGUUGGUCGGGAUGAGCUGUUUAUCUUCACCGUCAUGCUCCCUGGAUACACACUGACUCCGUGAUGCAACACAGGCUUAGUGAGCGAAACGUGAAGGACUGUGACACAAAAAGAGAGUUAAAAGAAAAAGACAUUAUUGUGCCUGAUCCUUUGGAUUUCCAUGUUGAAACAAGCAUUUUACCAGCGUCAUGGACGAUCAUCGUUUGACCCUUUUUCCUCAGUGUGUUUUAUUCAUCUGAUUUACUUCUUUGUGAGGCUCACUGAAUACCAGAUGUGUUUCUGUUUUGUUUUGCAACAUGAUACAGAAGAAAAAAAGAACUUUAUUGUAAAUAACAAAUGUUAGACGUUCCGCUCGGUUGGAACCAGAGAAGCUCUGCUCGCACGGAUGUUAUUGUAAAUAGAGAAACACGAGGACCCUAAAGAGGCUCCAUUGUUUAGAGAUGUAGACGAUGGAUUCAAUGUCAGGACAUUUGUUCUGUUGUAGAUACAAAAAAAGAAAACGUCAGAGAUUGUACACCUGGAGGAUUCAGCUUAAAAAAAGAAAAAACUAACUUUGACAGAUGUUUAAAACUUGAUCCUGUCGGUAGAACAUCCACUUUCUGUUUGGGUUUUUUUUUUUUUUAAUUUCCUCCAGAUUUCUGAUCUGACCCAAAGAAGGGAAAGAAAAAUGUAGAGGCCAUAACAUAACGUUGCUGCAGUCGUACUUUGCCUUCAGUGGUUGAGCCGUGUGGACACGAAGCUGAGGUCCGUCUUCAUCGCAUGCAGAGAGAAAAGCGAAGCCGGCGUCAGUGACAAGAAAUCAAACAGUUUAAAGGGAAAAGUGAAAAGUGAGGAUUAGAACAGACGAUUCCUCCUCAGUGAAACAUGAGGUCAUGGCCCCGGGAGGAGACGUCUGGAUGAGAGGCCAGUCUGAGUGUUAAAGUGAUAUUCAUGGUUCAUAAUUAUUCUUGUCUGUAAUGUUUGGCUUCUUUGCUGUAAUAAAGACCACUUCUUUAAUUAAAAGAAA